Molecule: messenger RNA, 1488 nt
Organism: Nasonia vitripennis (jewel wasp)
Lineage: Eukaryota; Metazoa; Arthropoda; Insecta; Hymenoptera; Pteromalidae
Product: glycine N-methyltransferase
Exons: 5
Coding region: 335-1210 (291 amino acids)
Biological process (GO): protein homotetramerization; one-carbon metabolic process; S-adenosylmethionine metabolic process
Cellular component (GO): cytosol
Molecular function (GO): glycine binding; identical protein binding; glycine N-methyltransferase activity
Source: RefSeq, a predicted model, not a curated record
ACAGGCGUGAAUUUGAUAAGCGAGCUAGGUACAAAUACGCGUUUCAUCAUGCCACGUUAUACGCGCACACAUAUAGAUGGAUGUUGCAAGUUCGUAAGAGUAAAAGCCAUAUUCCAUGCUUCGAGUAGAAGAUACGUGACACUAGAGCGCGCGGCUUCUUGAAAAAAAAAAAAAUCCGCGCGCCUAUACGACGCGAUAAAAACGAACUAUAAGGCGGCCGGCCGGGUUCGUAACCACUCAGUAUCACGCCGAACGCCGAAGCAUCGUGACCAUAGGACUUGUUUUCUUGGUUGAUCGAUUUUUUUUGCAUACGGAAUCAGAAGAUUUAAAAAAAAUGAGCCACACAGACAUGACCUCAUUCCCCUUGCGCUCGCUCGGAGCAGCGGUCGAGGGUGUACGCGACCAGUACGCCGACGGUAAGGCCGCGCAGGUCUGGCAGGCGUACAUCGUCGACAACAAGCAACGCAAGAAGAAUUACAAGGAAUUCUUGGUGGGUCUCCUGCGUCAGCAUGGCUGCAAGCGCAUAUUGGACGUCGCCUGCGGUACUGGCGUCGACUCGACGAUGCUACUCGAGGAGGGCUUCGAGGUUGUCAGCGUGGAUGCCUCCGACAAGAUGCUCAAGUACGCGCUCAAGACUCGCUGGCAGCGCAGGAAAGAGCCGGCCUUCGAUAACUGGAUUAUCGAGGAGGCCAAUUGGUUAACGCUCGAAGAAGACAUCAAGCCCUUGAUUGGCGAUGGAUUCGACGUAGUGAUGUGCCUUGGAAACAGCUUUGCACACAUUUUGGAUACGCACGGAGACCAACGAGAACAAAAACAAGCACUCGCAAACUUUGAGCGUUGCGUCAAGCCUGGCGGUCUUUUAUUGAUAGAUCACAGAAAUUACCAAUCCAUCAUUGAAAAGGGACAGGCGCCAAUUCAGUGCAUGUACUACAACAACAAGUACUUGAAGAAUAUCGAAACAUCGGUAAUAUACAAAAAAGGCAAACCUUACCUAAUUGCGUUGGAAUACCGAGUCUGCCUGAACGAGUCCGAGGACCAAACCAGCGAAUUCAGACUGGCUUACUAUCCGCACAUGUUGGGAGAAUUCACAGAACUGCUGGACAAAUCUUUCCCAAAAUUAGCGAAGCACGACAUCUACGGAGAUUUCAAGCCUCUUGAGCAGAUCGAAGAUCCAGGAUUCUACAUCCACGUUCUGGAAAAAGCCAAAUAAGAGACUGGUGUACUUAUUUAUUUUAAAAAUAUAAUUUGAAAAUUGUUAUACAUACAAGAGAAAACGAAACGAAUGUAUAAGUAUUAGAUAAGAUAUAUGGAGAAUCGCUUGUACAUACGUACGUUUGUGACGAGUGCAUUGAAAAGAUAUAUCAUUCGAGAAUAUCAAGAGUUAUCAUUUUAUGAAGUUUUCGUUACUUUGUGAUAUUAAUAAGUAUACUCUUAAACAGAAAUUGGAAUAUUGUUAAAAAAAAAAAAAAAAUUUUGUACCUACACUAA